Phytophthora nicotianae INRA-310 is the source of this 1499-nucleotide messenger RNA. RefSeq lists its product as hypothetical. Gene Ontology annotation, cellular component: lysosome. Bases 371 to 1435 code for a protein of 354 amino acids. The transcript has a single exon. NCBI's taxonomy places the organism in Eukaryota, Oomycota, Peronosporomycetes, Peronosporales, Peronosporaceae. Gene Ontology annotation, molecular function: thiolester hydrolase activity. The record is from RefSeq and is a predicted model, not a curated record.
UUGAGCUAAUCGCACAGAGGCACCUUCGCUGCACGCGCUCAGCGGGUGCGUGUCUACAUCACAGCACAAGCGGGCAUCGUUGCAGCAAGUGAUACCGUCACGUGAGCUGAUUGCAGUGUGCCAUUGAUGUCGUUGACAUCAAAGCAGACAUCACUUCCUGGACCUUACGACCCCGCAUUGUUGACGGCCAAGUCUGAUCCGCAACUUGCUGCGCAAGAGGUGAAGCUCGUCCUAUGUGCGGUCUUCACCGCCGUCUUCACCACCGUCUUCACCACCGUCUUCAGCUCACGGUGAGGCUCUCACCUCACUUCGCUGCAACCCGAGUGCCCACAAUCCUUUUCACCCCGAAAAGAUCAAGACCUCCUUCGUCAUGGCGAUCCGAUCCUUCCUCCUCGCAGUGGCCGCUGCUGCCGCCUCCGUCGUCGUCGCAGAGUCCGUUCCCGAAUCGGAGCUGCCGGUUUUCUUCUUCCACGGCGUCACGGGCAACGCCACCAAUGGCCGCAACAUUAAGGCCAACCUCACGGUUGAGGGCCGCGUCUUCGUGGGUCUCACAUACUGCGAGAACGAGUGCUCGGUGCAGUCUGUGACGGCGCAGAUCCCGAUGGCCAUUGAGCAGAUCCGCAGUAUCGUCAAGAACGACUCGCGCUUCGACAACGGCUACCAUUUCGUGGGUCACUCACAAGGCGGCGGCAUCGCCCGUGCCGUGGUGGAAAACAUGGACGACCAUAAGGUUCACUCCCUCGUUAGUCUAGCUGGCAUGCAGAACGGCAUGUUCUACGGUCCACAGGCGGAGGACGUCGUGCCGCUCUACAUCAUGACGAACGUGCUUGGUCCCCAGCUACUGACACCCGACAUCUUCGACUUCUCUAAAUACACCACGGCAGACUGGCGUGGCAAGUUCCAGCACGACCUGGCUCAACUGGACGCGAACCAGACGCUGCAGGCCAAGUACUCACUUAUGAACAUGAACCGCGAGCCGGCCGACAAGUAUUUCAUCGCGAACAACAAGUACCUGCCGUAUCUGAACAAUCUGAAUCACUGCGACGACGACGAUUUCCAAUGCAGAUUCGACAAGAUCCGUCGAAAGAGCAACUUCUUGCGUCUCAAGUCCGCCCACUUCUUCGCAAGUCCGAACGACGGAGUUGUAGCUCCAUGGCAGCACUCGCUACUGCAGCGAUACACACCCGUAGACUCGAUCGACGAGAUCGAAACCAAGUUCGAGGAGUUUACAGUCAUGGACAUGAAGGAUACCGUCGAGUACAAGAACGACACGUAUGGUCUGCGUACGCUGGAUGAACGUGGAGGUUUGCACCGCACGGUGGUUGCCAACAUCUCGCACAACUGCUGGAUCGUCGACGGCGUCCGCUUCGAUGCCGACGUCGAGUGCUAUUGGGAGCCUGUGUGGGAUCAAUACAUCUACCCAGCCUUACAGUAGGAGGGUCAUAGCAAGAACUCGUGCAAAAUACAAGUAAGAGACACAGUUCACUUGUGUAUUCAUG